Molecule: messenger RNA, 3372 nt
Organism: Haliotis rufescens (red abalone)
Lineage: Eukaryota; Metazoa; Mollusca; Gastropoda; Lepetellida; Haliotidae
Exons: 1
Coding region: 971-2299 (442 amino acids)
Source: RefSeq, a predicted model, not a curated record
GGUGUAGGUACCUGUUCACUGUGGUUGAGUGGGACAAGAUGGCACUCGUGUGAAGCCAGGAGUAGACGUACGACAGGAGUGUGAUCAUUUUGGUAAAGCAAACGGUUACACCACAAUCACCGUCUACAAGAUGUGGCACAACUUGGUAGAGGCAAAUCGUUUUAAUUGUGAGUGAAUGUUUCGAUGGGUAAAAGUUGACCGUUACACAAUCGGAUAUAUGGAUUACUGAGCACCAUCUCGUACAAAGGCAACUUGGACUCAGAUCACAGAAAUCACAAUCAUACAAAACGAGGAACAGAGCAGACAUCAUGGUGAAACAAUAUGACAACCAGGCCUUGUGGGAUAUAGUGCAUGGAACGCGUGAUUUUGUGGACAAAUAUGACACAAUAUUGUUGGCGAAGGAAGUCACUGCAUUGCCGAAUCUAUUCAGCUUAUCACAUUACAGUCUGGCCUAUUGACAACGUUAUUCACUCAAGGACAUUCCAUUAAGCAAUUUUGGAUCGGCAAUCCAACAGCAUGUUCAAGUGUCCUGUGUCUGUGUACAUAAUCUUCAAGUCAAGCUCGAGUGCUGAUAUAAGUUGACCAUUUGGAUUGCAAUCCGGACAUUAUUUCGAUGUUCCACCAAGUCCAAAAGCGGCAUAUAGGCCUGUUCAAUUAUUUACUUAUGCUUAUCAACGAUUCCCGAGUACCUCUUCGGAUCUUGUGUUGUAAUUGCACGAGAUGAAAGGUAAACCUCUCUGUAGUAUAAUAGUGGUUGAUGUGGGCCAGCGAACACCGAUGUGCGCUGUUUGUUGGUCACGCCACAUUGUGAAAGGAUAUGUGAACACGGAGUAACUACAUUCUUCCCUAUCAGAUGAACACAUACCAACAACAAAGGAGUUUACAAAGACAAGACUGAUAGUGUGUCGAAACAUUAGGGAUUAUAUUAGUUGGUAUUGUGUGUGGUAUUGAUUUUGAGGUCGCCCUAACGAUGGAUACGAUAGCUGGUGGAAAUGCUAUACCUACUGAUGGCCGACUUGGAGCAUACUUGGACAUACCCCAGUUCUCAGAAGUAGAUACUGAGGCGAAACUAAGAAAUAUAAUCAGGCAUAGAUUAGGUACAUAUAUUAAUCUGGAUCAAAGUUUCUCAAACUUGACUGGAGGCUCAAGCGGUAACCUAUCGCAGUGUGAUAUUUCUGUCCAGGAACACCAGCAUGAACUGUCAACGCAGAGGCGUUUUGAUGGUGAAAUGACUUCAUCAGAUUCAGCAAGAAACAUGGCGGGCAAGGAACGUGGGAGAGGGAGACGACCAUCUCUGAAGGAAUCGGAAAUGUACACCUGCCCCAGGAGGGCGUCAAGCAACAACUGGGUCACACCCUUUAAGUUCAGUAAAGAAGAACUCAGCGCCUUCCUCCCGCGACGGAGUUUCUUCAGCUGCCACGACAAGGCCCUGAAGGAUGCUGGGUAUGAUACAGACCCUUCUACCAAGAAACAAGAAGUCAAAGAAGUCAGACAACAGAAUAAGAGAGAGUUGAAGGACGUUAGAAGAGACAGUGUUGUCUCUGAAAGGAAAGCGUCGGUCAUUUCGAAGUGCGAAGAGAUGGAAAAGUUAUUGCCUGAAAUUGUCAUAUCUCGAAGUGAAGAUGGUCAGGAUAGAGAGGUUCGUGAUGGAUCAAGGCCUAAUUCCCCUGCUACGAACGACGGUAAGGCAAAACAUGUUUCAUCGAAAACUAAACUGGCUAGGAAGAAGAUGGAGGACGAUUUCAAUAAGAAUGCACAUAAGGCUGUGACGGAGUAUUUAAGACACGUGAAAGAAAAUCCAGCUGAAUACAUUGACCAAAUCAAGCGCCUUGAAGCUAACUCCAUCGAAACGAAGCCAGUCGAGAAGCUGAUUAAGACCGCCAUGAUCUACCAAAGAGGGCAGCAUGGCCAGGCACGUUCCUCGCUCGUGGUGCGGGCAUCACAUGACCUGACGCUGAGAUACACCGAUCCGGGCCAAUGGCAGAAUGCAAACAAAGAAAGGAAUCAGACAUUUGCCAUCGGGAAGAAAGAGUCCUCUUUGGCGAAACCUGGCCAGGAUGGCGACAAGGAAAGUAAACCGGAAAUAGAUGAAGGCAAGACGGAACUGGAUAAAUGUCGCUACAAGGCAGAGAAGUGGAUGAAGACGGUGCCGAUGGUUCAGCAGUUGCGUGCCCGCCAGAUGGCGCUGGAGGAGGUAGGAGAGGAGGAUGGUGAGGUAUCCCAGUGGUGGGACUCCCUCAGAACCUGCAACUAUCUCAGAAGGUUUGUUAUAACAGACGCAGCAGGCCACAGCAAAUGACACCAACUGAACACUGCCGAGUACCGCGUCUCCAGUAUACAUUCUAUACUAUAGUAUAGCCAUUCUCAGUAAUUAUCAGGAUAUGUUAAUGCUCGUAUAUGUUAGUGUAAGGAGUGUAAAUAAGGAGAAAACAUUAACAUUUCAGCAGCCAUAUGAGGAUUCGAACCAGGUUUAUGUACUGGGGAACACAUUAACCAAUGGCCUACCCUACAAUGGAAAAUUGUGUCAUACAGACGUAGGCUUCUGUGGAUGUGAACCACCUGUUACGAUUCCACAUUACAGGACUGGACGUAUGUCAGAUACGCUGUGGUGAGACGGAAGACUGUGUGGUAUGUUCGGUGUAUACUAAGCGCUGUCUUGGCAAUAGUCCUGGGCAUGUGAACGUCAGAGCAGACGACUGUAUCUCCUCCAUCUGGCAUGAUCUGUCCCAUGGACUUAGGUAUCAACAAGGGAAUAAUGUAACGCCUUGCAACCAUACCCAUACUUUAUGUAUGUCUAUACUGUAUCUUGGUCUAAAGCAAAUUGGUGUUGUGAUUUUUGUUGUGAAUUGACAACGGUCUGACUGAAGGAAAAGUGUUUUAUACUGGUAGCAUGUGUCUCUCAAAACUACAGAUUUGAUUAAUCCUUCAUUUCACGAGUUAUACCGGUGUGGCAUUUAUUGUGAGGCUUCACUGUUGGAUUAUACCUUCUCGGGUUUAGGACAAUGCAAAGCAAAUCUUUGAAAUACACUCCCGGGCAAAGGAAAGUAUACACCAAUGUUUGAUUGGCUAAAAUGAAAUAAACUAGAAAUGGUAUUAGCUUGAGAUGUAUUUGAUACGGGUAUCACUGUGGACCUUAAGUUUACAGUGUUUCGGCGACUGUUUUCAGCCUAAUAAUUUGGGCUGGGACGGGUAACUCGGGUACCCGGGUCGGGUGGGUACUGAGUAGGACCCGGCUACCCACAUGGCUACCUACAUGGCUACCCGGACUCGUGAUAUAUUGUUUAAUGACAAAUAUUAUCUAGAACUCCAUUAGUCACGUGAUAUAUUGUUUAAUGACAAAAAAAAUAUCUAGAACUCUAUGUUAACACUACA